This is a messenger RNA of Colletotrichum abscissum, 480 nucleotides long. Its product is annotated as ribose 5-phosphate isomerase. The transcript is spliced from 2 exons. The record is from RefSeq and is a predicted model, not a curated record. Lineage: Eukaryota; Fungi; Ascomycota; Sordariomycetes; Glomerellales; Glomerellaceae. Gene Ontology annotation, biological process: carbohydrate metabolic process. Bases 1 to 480 code for a protein of 159 amino acids. Gene Ontology annotation, molecular function: isomerase activity.
AUGGGCAGCAACCCCGUUUCCAAGUACCGCAUCGUAGUCGGAUGCGACGAGGCUGGCAUCAAGUACAAGGACACAAUCAAGGCAGACUUCGAAAAGGACGCUCGCGUUGAGUUCGUCGAGGAUGUUGGAAGCCACGAUGGCGCAGACAAGACGGCAUACCCUCAUAGAGCCGCCGCCGCCGCGCAAAUGGUAGCCGACGGCAAGGCCGACCGCGCGCUGCUCAUCUGCGGCACGGGGCUCGGCAUGGCCAUUGCUGCCAACAAGAUCAAGGGCAUCCGCGCUGUAACAGCACACGACAGUUUCAGCGUCGAGCGUUCAAUUCUGAGCAACGACGCGCAGGUGCUGUGCAUGGGUGAGAGAGUCAUUGGUUUGGAACUCGCAAGACGACUAGCGAAGGACUGGCUUGGGUACACAUUCGACCCUACGAGCAACAGUGCGGAAAAGGUUCACGUCAUCAAGAGUCUGGAGGCUACAGCAUGA